AUGCUUUGUUACCGUGCAGUGUUACCGUACCGAGUUACGGUAUGGAUUUAUGGACGUUGACAUAAGUUACAUUAAAAUAAUUUUCGGAAUGUAGUUUGGCUUUUGAACUUGAUGUUUUUCUUGCGUUCAAACUUUCCGACAGCCAGCGAAGGCAUCAUCCUGCGGCUGGACGGGAGCGUCCAGGCUGGGGAGGCAGGACGCCACCGGGACGUCCGUUGACCGUCAACAUGUCCGCCGUGAACAGCUGGCGUCGAGAGCCGCAUUAAAAAGGUGCGUGCGCGCCAUUGGCUGAACAUCUGGUGCGCGUCUCCGCCUCUUGUCAUUCAGGCGCGCGGGUGCGUAUACGAUGGGACUGCCCCCACUCGGCGCCUCCACAACAAUGGAAGGAUUGCACGCGUAGCUCCAUUUUAUUUCCGUGCAAACCUUUGGGGUUUAACCAUCCCGGUGAAAAUGGCGACGGGGGCAGGCUGGCAGCCCGCGUACAGCACCUCGACGAACAGUAGCAGCAGCAGCAGCAGCAGCGCCAAAUACAUCCCAUCGUCAACGUCCGGCAUGUUCUACGACGGGAGCCUAACGCUGGAAUACACGCAGGAUCUUCAUCUGAAGAUGAGUAAGAAAAUCGCCCAGCUGACCAAGGUUAUUUAUGCUCUCAACACCAAGAACGAUGAGCAUGAAGAGGAGAUCGAGUCUCUGAAGGAAGCCCACGAGGAUGAGGUGCAGCACAUUGUGACUGAAACCAGAGACAAGAUCAUGCAGUACAAGAGCAAGAUGGCGGACGAGGCUGACCUGCGGCGGCGGCUGGCCAGUCUGGAGGAAUCCGUGGAACUCCACGAGCACAUGAAGAGACAGGCUCUUGCAGAGUUUGAGAUGUACAGACAGAGAAUGGAGGAUUCACAGCUCUGCACCGAAGCCCAACACACACAGCGAGUGGUUUCCAUGAGCAGAGAGGUGGAGGAGAUGCGUCGGGAUUUUGAGGAGAAGCUGCGGGCGUUCAGCCAAGCGCAGGCCCAGUUUGAGGCGGAUAAGCGGCGGGCGCUGGAGGAGCUGAGGUCCAACCACCGCCAGGAGGUGGAGGAUCUUCUAAGCAGCCAACAGAACCAGAGCGCCACCUCCACCGAAGACCAGGAGAAACUGGCCGACCUCCAUAGACAAGAGGUGGAGUCUCUGAUGGAGAGGGUGGAAGAGCUGACCAAGGAUAAGGUCCGGGUAGUGGAGGAAUACGAAGCCAAGUUGGCCAAGGCUCAGGAGUACUAUGAACGAGAGCUGGAGGCCAUGACCAGAACACACCAGCUCACCACAGAAAACCUGCUUGCCUGGAAAAGGACCGAGGUCGAGCUUCGGAAGGAGUUCCAAGCGCAGGAGGCAGCGCUGCAGCGCUCCCUAUCCAAGCUGAGGAGCGAGCUUCAGAGAGCCCAGGAGGAGGCACGUGAAAACCGGGACAAGACCAACAGACUGCAGACGUCUCUGGUCAACGCUGAGGGAACCAUUAAGAACCUGCACAAGCAGCUGGAAGAAGCCAUGCAGGACGGCGAGAUCUGGGUGAUGCAGCUGAAGGACACCGAGUAUGAGCUGGAGGGUUGCAGGGAACGAGUGCAGCAGCAGGCAACAGAGAUCCUUCACAAAGCGAGUCAGAUCGGCUCCCUGCAGGCCACCCAGAUGGCUCACGAGGCUUCCAUCAGGAACCUAGACCAAGAGCAGAGCCGUCUGAAGGAGAAGAUCGGCAGGCUGGAGCAGGAAAGGGAGGCCCUGCUCAACCAGAACCAAGCGGCCAGUGAACAGCACAAACAGCAAGUGCUAAAACUGGAGCAGUCAUUGCGUGAGGAGCACCAGGGCUACGAGAAGGAGCUCUCCAGACUGAGGGCUCACUACGAGGAGGAGACGCGGCGCUACAAGGAGGCCCAGAUCAGGGCGUUAGAGGAGAUGGAGGAGAAGCACCGGGCCAUGCGGGAGGAGGUUCAACAGGAGAAAGAGGAGGAGAAGAAGCUUCUCAUGAUGAAAAUGAGUCAGGAGUUUGAGAUAAAGCGUCUGUCUCUGGAGGAGCAGCGAGACAGAGUGCAGCAGCAACUGGACAACCUGAAAGAGGAGCUCUCUGCCAAACUCAACAUGGCCAAUCAGGAGGUGUCACACCUCCAAGAGCUGCUAAGGGAGCGGGACCAGAACGUCAGCUCAGCGCAGAACCAGAUCACAUGCUUGAAGGACACACAGGAGAAGCUCAAGAUCGAACUCGACGCCACCAGAGCCCGGGUCAGAGAGACCAGCAACCUUCUCACCGACCUACAGGAGGAGAUUGAGACGCAGAAACAACAGCAUGAGGCCAGAGUGAUGUCCAUCCGAACAGAGGAGAAGCAGAAGAUGGACAAGAUGGCGGACAACUUGGACCAAAAAUGGAGAGAUGCCCUUCGUGAAGAAGUGCGGCUGCUGAGGGAGGAGCUGAGCGAGGAGUACGACGCUGACAAGCAGGCGGCGCUGACUCAGCUCUCCCAGCAGAAGGAGCUGGAAAUGAUGGCCGCCAGGGAGGGCUGGCAGAGGAAGGUGGAGGACCUGCUUGAACAGAUCUCUCUGCUGAAACAGUCGCUGGAAUUGCAGCUAUCUCAGUCGCAGGCGGCCCUGCAGCAGCUGCAGUCUCAGUUCAGCCAAGAGAGGGAGCUGCUGAGCCAGCAGCUCAAAGAGAUGCAGAGGGAACAUCAGAGGAGAGAACAUCGACUACAAGAGGCUCACUGCUGCGCACUGAGCACCAUGGAGGAGGCCCGGCAGCACCAGAUCCGGGCACUGGAGGAGCGUCUGAAGCAGGAGCAGAGAGAGGAGGUUCAUGCUCUGAAGGAGGCCCACAGGAGGACAUUGGACAUCCUCAGACAGCAAUCAGACCAGGAGCUCCAGACGCUGAGAUUUGAACUGGAAGACGAGGGCAAAGCCAAACUGGCGUCCCUUCGUGCCGAGCUAAACCACCUCCACGCCACAGCCAUCGAGCACCUGAAGCAGAUCCACAUGAAAGAAAACUCUUCCGCCAAACGAGAGCUCGAGAAGGCCAUGGAGCAUAGCCACCAGCAGGAACAAGAGCUGCUGGUUCGUAUCUCGGACCUGCAGGCGGAGAUGUGCUCCCGAAGCAACCGCAUCACAGAUCUGGACCACGAGAUCCACUCGUUGAAUGAGACCAUUGACACCCUGACCCGAGAGCUGGAGCUGAAGGGCAAAGAGGUGCUUCGGGUGCGCAGUGAAGCUAAUCAUCAGAUUAGGGCUCACGAACAAGACUUUGCAAAGAGGCACGAGCGGGAGAUGGGGGAGCUCAGCGUGGUCCAUCACAGAGAGACUCAGAUCAUGUUGGCUGACUUCAACAAGGCCCAGGAGGUUCUCAAAGACAAGAUCUCCGCUUUGCAAAUCCUGCUGGAGGGUACCGAGGAGAAGUUGAGGAACAGAGAGAGCCGACCUGAAGAUCUGCAUCUUAUUGCGGAGCUCCGUGAGAUGGUCACAGAGAGGGAGGCUCUGGUCAAAAAGCUGGUGGAUGACAAAAAGUUCUACCAGCUGGAGUUAGUCAACAGGGAGACCGGCUUCAGCAAGGUCUUCAACUCCAGCGCCAAUGUAGGAGUCAUCAACCCGCUGAUCAAGUUAAAACCAGGCAGCCAAUCAGAUCAACGCUUGGCCCGCUUUCCUAGCCAGUCAGCUCUCCGAUUCGUCAGCCCUCCCGCCGUGAGUCGUGCAAGCGAGGAAGAGGAGGGACUGGAGGUGGAGGAGGUAGGACCGGGAGGCCGAUCAGCGCCUCCUCACUCCCCCCUCCGACGUACCCUCCCCCGUCUUAAGAAAUCUCAGCCGGCCCUGCGCCCUCUCCCUCACCUGCCUCAGCAUCCGCCACCGCUUCCUCUUCAUCCCCCGCCCAAUCAUGCUGUCGCUCAUACUCCUCAUCCUCAGGAGCCGCAGCAUCAGGCAAGUUGUAGGAGGUGAGAAACCAUGUGACUCGCUGCCACGGCGGCCUUGAGAUGACGCGGCAGCCGUGCUUGCUGCCCCCACUGUCACCGUCACCCUCCAACCUCCCCUUUUAGUUCUGCUCACGACCGCCCUCACCCCUCCAACCCAUUGCUCCCUUACCCGCUCACCCCAAACGCUAUUUUUGGCAAAUUGACAUUUUUAGGUCUUUUUUUCCCCUCAGAAGAAGUCAGCUAAUUUUUGUUGCACGACUCUUUAAAUGAGAACGCAUCCAUUCUCAAACCUUCAGCCGUUUGAGUUUACAAUGACCGUAUUUUGCGGACUAUAAGUCACACUUUGUUUUCAUAGUUUGGCUGAUUCUCCAAAUUACAGUCAACUCAUACUGAAGGAGGAAACAUGAACCGACGACAACCCCGAGAGGGCGCUGUAAGCUUGGGAUAAAUAUAUGCUGCUCCAGCCAUUCAGUGAUGUAGGAAGAGAUCAGGAGCUUGGUGAAAUUGCUUCCCGGUAACUUGCUUGUUCUCGCUGGCGUGUUAUGUGAAUUUAUGUUCACCCGCAUUCACUCCUUGAGCCUAUAGUGGAGAGAAACAACUCUUUAUGUAUAAGAAUAAAGACGUACAUUUACAACUUUAUUCUCGUAAUAUUACGCUUUUUUUCUCAUAAAUUUACGAUUUUAAUAUUGCGCCACUUCUAGGAAAUGUAUGACAUUAUUCUCGUAACAUUACGCCUUUUUUCUCGAAAAUGUAAGACUUUAUUCUCGUAAUAUUACACCUUUUUUUUCAUAAACUAACAACUUUAUUCUUGGAAUAUUACACCUUUUUUUUUGUAAACUAACAACUUUAUUCUUGGAAUAUUAUGCCUUUUUUCUCGUAAACCUACCACUUUAUUCUCGUAAUAUCACAACUUUUUUUCUCAUAAAUUUACGCCUUUUUUCUCAAAAAUGUACGACUUUAUUCUUGAAAAUGUACGACUUUAUUCUCAUAAAAUUACACCAUUUCUAGGAAAUGUACGACUUUGUUCUCAUAAUAUUACACCUUUUUUCUUGAAAAUGUACGACUUUAUUCUCAUAAUAUCAAAAGGUUUGGUCUCAUAAACCUACGACUUUAAUCUUGAAAACUUUAUUCACUUUAUUCACUUAAUAUUGUGCCAUUUCUAGGGAAUGUACGACUUUGUUCUCGUAAUAUUACAGGUUUUUGUGUCGUAAAUUGACAUAACUAUCCGCCACAAGUGAACGGAUUACUUUUGUUAUGGAUAAGGCGUCUUACCGCUGAGCUGGUUUGUCCAUCCUGGAAUGAAUAAAGAUGAAAGUUGCAUCUCUGCGUGUAGUUUGAGACGUGAUCACGUCGUCGUGUGCCAUAGCCGCGGGGCAGCAAGAGCGAAUCAGGAGGGGGUCACAAGGAUGGCGUUUAUGCGAUGGACCCAAACUACCUUCGUGAUCGACCGGUAGCUCGCGAUGGACGUAAUAGGUACCCCUGGUGUGGUUGAAUUACGUCUAACGUUCUGCUACGUUAACGUCACAUCACGUGAUACUGUCAUGGCGACUUACAGUUUAGUCGGUAAAAUAUGGCCAUUAUUUUAGUGUUAAAAGUGUGAAGAAGCAGGAUGGAGAUGUUGUUCCUCAAAUGCACAUUCAGUAAGAAAAACCACAGUUUGUACUCGUGAUGCUCCUACAGCACAUUUUCAUCCCCCUACCAGAUAACCACUUGAGACGGCAUCAAAUCCCAGUCUGCUUUUCGUUGCUAUAAAAAGAGGCCACUUUUACUGCGACUUAGCAUUCAAAGCAACUCCCAAAAAAAAAGAAGUGCCGGCUGCAAAUGUGAGACUGUCGAGAUAACGCUGCUGUGCUUUUGUUCUCUCAGCGAGUGGGCUGACGGAUGACCUCUAUGGAAACCCUGCAGGAGAAAAAUAAGAUGUUUUUGUUACUUACGGCAACAAAUGUCUAGAAAACCAAAAAUCUUCAACAGGUUUUCUAAGUACAUUUGCCAGACCGGCUUAAAUGUCGUGUGGAGAUGUUGUUUCUAAAUGUGCUUUUGUGGCGUGUGUGUGUUUGUCUGGCAUGUUGGUGGUUUUCCUGAAGGUAAAACUGUGUCAGAAUGCAAAUGUGAGGUCCUGCACCCCCUCUGAGCAUGCUCGGCACGUACCGUGGUACCUCUGAUACGCUUCACACGCUCAAGACUCGCUGGAGAUGAUGCGUGCAUGUCUGUUGGGGAUAUUUGCCACAUCAGAGUGUUACUGCCUCGGCCCUUCGACUCAUUUUAACCAAUGUUUCUAUUCCCUCCCUCAGCCUUCAUGAGGCAAACGCGCCACCAUCAGACCCCAAGGCAAUGGAGGCAGGAAAAAGCAAAGUUUACAUUGCAAAAACACAGGAGCUGUACGCUCGCUACUUCUCUUUCUGACGGGCAAAACUGCCAUUCUGUUUAAAGAGGACGCAAUGAGACAGAUAACUACGUUUGGAUUUUGCGAGGGUAGCAGGAAGUGUAACGUAAUCGCCGUCGGUGGAGCCUCGUUCAUAUUUGGCAUCACCACAAAAAAUGCAUGGUUGCAUGGCACGAGAGAAUGUUUCUCCUCAUUCUGUUAUGACAACGGGGUCGACAUGUCGGAUUGUUGUUGACUGUAGCGUAGUUCCGGCUUCCUCUUGCCAAGUUUAGCUAGCUGUCCCAUUGCGGUGACCUCUGACCUCACUGUGAGACAAGCGGACAUUUUUCAUCCUCCUAAUCUUCUUCACAAGCAACUGCUUUUCUUUGCUCUGUCAUCAGACGAGAGACACCUGGAGGAGUUCUAUUGGAUUUAAUGUACACAUUGGGGGGGGCCAUAAAUACACGGUCAGGUUGGACGAUUUGACUUGACAUUUUUCAAGAUCAUUGGAUGAUUUUGUGAACUUCUUGAUCAUGAUUGCAGUUAGAAAAAACAAUAACAAACUUACAUUUACGACUCUGUUCUCAAAAUGUACAACUUUAUUCUCGCAAUAUUGUGAGUUUUUUCUCCUAAAUUUACAACUUUAUUCUUGUAAUAUUAUACGUUUUUGUCUCGUAAAUUUACCACUUUAUUUUCGUAAUAUUAUGCCUUUUUUCUCGUGAAUUUAUGACUUUAUUCUCAGAAUCGUACACCUUUUUUCUCAUAAAUGUACAACUUUAUUCUUGUAAUUUUACGCCUUUUUUCUCAUAAAUUUACAACUUUAGUUUAGUAAAUUUACCACUUUAUCCUCAUAACAUUACGAGUUUUUGUCUUGUAAAUGUACGACUUUAUUUUUGUAAUAUUACGAGUUUUUGUCUCGUAAAUUUACCAGUUUAUUUUCAUAAUAUUAUGCCUUUUUUCUCAUGAAUGUACAACUUUAUUCUUGUAAAUUUAAGACUUUAUUCGUGUAAUAUUACGCCUUUUUUCUCAUAAAUUUACGACUUUAGUUUAGUAAAUUUAUGACUUUAUUCUCGUAAUAUUACAAGUUUUUUCUUGUAAAUUUACCACUUUAUUCUCGUAAUGUUACACCUUUUUCUCGUAAAUUUACAACUUUAUUCUUGUCAAUUUAUGAUUUUAUUGUUGUAAUAUUAUGAGGUUUUGUCUUGUAAAUUUACAACUUUAUUCUUGAAAAUUUCCGGCUUUAUUUGUGUAAUAUUAUGAGUUUUUUCUCAUGAAUUUUAAGUUUAUCCUUGUAAUAUUACAGGGUCAGGCAAAAUGAUCUGACACAUUUGUAGGUUAAAUAAAAGACAAAUAAAGUCAAGAAACAAGAAAGUGUUUUUAUUUUGGAAAAGUACAUAUAAUGCCAUUCUGUUUCAUUAUGUUUUAAAAAUGAAAUCAGUCAAAUGGGAUCCAUUAUUGUCCACACACUCAAUGCAGAUCCAGUCGCUGUGAAGUUGGUGACCAUAAGAAGAUGGCGUUUGGAGCUGGUAGGGAUCAUGUCUACCAAGAUUGACGUGCACACGGAACGCUCGUUGUGUUGCAGUUACAGAUUCCUUUGUUUGAUAAACGUUUCCACAAUGAAAGCGCGAUGCUCACCAGUCCAAUUCAUGGCAGCAACUGAAAAUGAAACCAAAAACAAUGGCAUUAGAAAGAAACAAAGCAAAAUGGCAUUAUAUGUACUAAAAUAAAAACACUUUUUUGUUUCUUGACUUUAUUUGCCUUUUAUUUAACUUACAAAUGUGUCAGAUCAUUUUGCCUGACCCUGUAUAUUUUUUGUCUUGUAAGUUUACCACUUUAUUUUUGUAAUAUUACGCCUUUUUUUCUCGUAAAUUUACGACUUCAGUUUCGUAAAUUUAUGACUUUAUUCUCGUAAUAUUACGAGUUUUUGUCUUGUAAAUUUACCACUUUAUUCUUGUAAUAUUAUGCCUUUUUUCUCCUAAAUUUACUAGUAUAUUCUUGUAAAUGUAUGACUUUACUCUCAUAAUAUUACAAGCUUUUGUCUCGUAAAUUUACGACUUUAUUCUCGGAAUAUUAGGCUUUUUUUCUUGUAAAUUUGCGACUUUAUUUUGAUAAAUUUAUGACUUUAUUCUCGUAAUAUUACACCUUUUUUUGUGUAAAUUUACGAAUUUAUUCUUGUAAUUUUACAACUUUUUCUCGUAGAUUUGCAGCUUUAUUCUUGUAAUAUUACACCUCUUUUCUCGUGAAUUUAUGACUAUUUUUGGAAUAUUACACCUUUUUUCUUGUCAAUUUUCUACUUUAUUCUUGUCAAUUUCUGACUUUAUUCUCUAAUAUUUUGAGUUUUUGUCUCGUAGAUUUACGAGCAUGUACUCGGAAUAUUGCGCCUUUUUCUCGAAAAUUAUGACCUUACUCUCGUAAAUGUAGGCUUUAUUCUCGCAAUAUUGUGAGUUUUUCCUUGUAAAUUUAUGAUUUUAUUCUUGAAAUAUGAUGAGUUUUGUCUCGUGAAUUUACGACUUAACUCUUGGAAAUUUUCAACUUUAUUCUCGUUAUAUUUUUUCUUGUAAAUUUACGAGUAUAUUCUCGUUAUAUUACAAGUUUUUUCUCAUAAAUUAUUCCCGAAAUCUCGGAUUGUUUCUUUUUUUGUCAAUGUGGCCCAAAUACGCCGUCGUACUACUGAGUGAGUUUGGGACCCCUGAAAUAUCCCUUUUUUUUCGCUGCGCUUGCAAACUUUGGCGAGUUUUCGUGCAUGUCGAGGCCCCCCAAAAAAUGCAAGGAAACUGAAUAAUAAUGAACAAAAUGUAGCUAAUACAAUUUAGUAUUGAAUUACUUACAAUUGUUGGAGCAAAAUCAAUGAAAGGUGACUCGGUCUGAUGACUUGCAAAUACUUGAUGUUUUCAGUGAGUGAAAUGUGUCCUCAUUGAAAGUGUUCACCCAAGGUGGUCGCUACGAUGUCAUUUCCAGCAAGACAACAUGUUUUCCCUUUCAAUCUGCCUCGAUAAAUGCAUGUUUUGUCUUGUCUUGACCUUGAUAUACGCUAGUAUGGGUUCAUUACCGAUCCUACCAUCGGUAUCGAUGUUACAGAUGUUUGGAUCGAUCCGCCCCCCCCCCGUGUGAAUUUCACUGAGGCGCAUGAAAGGGAGCAUUGAGCUUUCUUCGUGUCUCCAGAGCGUAGAGCCCAAACGCAAACGCAAACAUAAACACUCACAGGAUGCUGCAGUCUCGCACGCAAACGCUUUGUUUCUUUUACCGUCCUUUUAAAAACAACAACUACUUGAAAGUUUGCAUUAGCCAAUUUGGGAGUCUUAUUUAAGUGUGAAUGUCGCCGAUGUUCAGUGGUGUGUGCAGUCUCCAGUGCACGGUCAUCAUCUGCUUCGUUUGCCAUUCCCAAAAGCUCACACACACACACACACAAUGGCGUGUUGAAGGAGCGCCAGUUACCCUUAGCGACUUGCACACUGCAGCGAGCUUGGGCACUUCCUGUCCCACCAACCUUUAUUUUUCAUGCUUUAUGUUCACUUGGCUUUACUACGACGAGUAUUACGGCCACAUUGGGAAAAAGUAUAUAAUCGGAGAUUUCGAGAAUAAAGUUGUCCAUUUAUGAGAAAAAAUCGUAAUAUUAUGACUAGUAAAGUCAUAAUUUUACGAGAAAAUAAACUUGUAAAUUUAGGAGAAUAAAUUAGUAAAUUUACGAGAAAACACUUGUGACAUUGCAAGAAUAAAGUCGUCCAUUUAGGAGAAAAAUAUCGUAAUAUUACGAGAGUAAAGUCGUAAGUUUACGAGAAAAACAUUUACAUUACAAGUAUAAAGUUGUAAUUUUACCAAAAUAGUCAUACAUUUACGAGAAAAAAACUCACAUACAUUUACCAGAAUAAAGUUGUAAAUUUACCAGAAUAAAGUCAGAAACGUAUGAGAAAAAAAAUCUAAAUAUUAUUCUCGUAAUUUUAAGAUUUUUUUCUCGUACAUUUAUGACUUUAUUCUCGUAAUAUUAUGAGUUUGUUCUCCUAAUAUUACAAAGUUUUUUUCGUAAAUUAAUGUUUUUUUUCUCCUAACAUUACAAGUUUUUUUUUAAAUUUACCAGUUUAUUCUUGUAAUAUUACAAGUUUUUUCUGGUAAAUUUACAACUUUAUUAUUGUAAUAUUACUCUUUUUUUCUUGUAAAUGUAUGACUUUAUUCUCGUAAUAUUACUGUUUUUCUCCUAACAUUGCAAAUUUUUUUUCGUAAAUUUGCGACUUUAUUCUCGUAAAAUUACAAUGUUUUUUCUCAUAAAUUUGCAACUUUAUUCUCAUUAUUUUACGAGUUUUUUCCCGUAAAUUUCGUACUUUAUUCUCGUAAUAUUAUAAGUUUUUUCUCAUAACAUUACAGGGUUUUUUUCUCGUAAAUUUACCACUUUAUUCUCGUAAUAUUACCAGAUUUUUAUCAUAAAUUUGCAACUUUACUCUCAUAAUAUUACAAUUUUUGUCUCCUAACAUUACAAGUUUUUUCUCGCCAAUUUACGACUUUAUUCUGGGAAUCUCAUCUUAUUUGUUGUUUUCUCGGUGUGGCCCCAACACUGCGUCGUACUUUACCAGCACCAGCAACUGUAACCUCAUUGCCCGUCUUCUUCCACACUCCCAGAAGAACAAGUACCUUUCUUGGGAUGCUACUACGUGAGGCAUGCUGAUUUUUAGCCUUGACACUUGACUUUUGCACCUUUUCACCUUUUUUUGUCCCUUUAAAGGUGUACUGUAUGUUAGAAUCCAAUAAUUCCCCCUAUUUGGGGAGCAUUCACGUGGACUGCGGGGCUGAAACGGACACCUGCUGUAGCCCCCUUUCUGCACGUCUUCCAACUGGUGCAUGAUGUUGUCUUUGUCGUCAUCCUGUAGCGCCGUAGCAACACCAACGCUGGAAAGGAUGUGAUGGAGACGUGAAAACAGGAACAGGAUUACGGCUCUGAGAAUGUAUCUUUUCGAAUCGCACUCACGGUGGUUUUGGAGAGCCGUCCCGAGACCGCGCCCCCUCUUUUCUUUUUCUAUCAGUGCAACAAACCACGGAAGAUGCUAUUAUGUCGUGCACCCCCUACGUUGAACCACUGCUGGGUCAUUCCACCUUGCACACUGUGAUGAUCACACUGAGCUGUGAUGACUUGAUUUUUUAUUUUUUUGCAUUGAAUUGCACUUUAUUUUCACUUUCCAUGCGGGCGGUGUCAGCAGUUAAAGGGUUGUCCUGUGAGGACUGGUGGCCAGGAAGCACAUCCUAAGGGAAGGGAGACUUUUAAAGGAGCAUUCCAACGUUUUUGCACAUGUCAAUCGAUGUGACGCUCUUGUUGUGGUCUUAAAUUGUGAAUGUUUUCCAAAAAAAAAGAAACAUGCACAGACUUGGAAAGGUAUCCAAGGUAACUUUCAAUCACCUCUGAUGCUUUACGUCCUUUUCUCCCGAGCACUCGUUUAUUUGAUGCUGAUGGGUGCACUGAAGCGUCCAUCGUAAUCACACGUUUGCAUCGCCACUGAUGGCUGCCAGCAUCCUGCAGCCAGCACCCCGAGUGGGGGGGCGCUUCACGUGAAAAUGUAAUCACUUCCUCUUUAAUAUGAUACUUAUUUACCCCCCCCCCCAAGUACCCGAGUGUUUUUAAAUGUAUCAGCCCAGCAGGGGGUGUUUCUCACCACCUGUUAGAAUACUGCCACCAGGUGGCCGUCAGUGAACUGCAACUUCCUGAAAUGGGAGGGUGUUUUUUUCCAUGUUUGUGUCGUGCUCUAUAAAGUCCAGUCGCCGGCUCGGUUCUUCUUCACUUUCAACUCCGCCUCCUGUCACACAAACCGCAAAGAGGACGGCGGUUGGUCUUCGAGCUGAAAGUGGACCGACGGACUGUCGGACUUUGGUUUGUCUCGUCCUUUUUGAUGUAAAUGUAAAACGAUUAUAACAAUGUUUAUAUUUAUAUCAUUUCUGUUGUAUGUUAUCAGACAAUAAAAUGAUGGUUGUGAUGUUUGACGGACGGUUUUGUGCAUUUUUAGUCACAGGAAAGUUCUUAGCAACUAAAAUAAAAGCACUGUAAAUUAUUUGUAAGGCAGAAUGCAGCUUCAGUGGAGGAUUUGUGGCCCACAGAUCUUCUUUUAAUGGCCUGCGAUACAUUAUAAAAAUGUAUUUUUAAAAAACAGCAAUCAGCAAAAUUGUAAAAAAAACAAAAAAAAAAAAAAGUAAUUUUACACGAAUAAAGUCAAAAUAUUAAGAGGAAAAAGUCUAUCUCGGAAAAAGGCAUCAUUUUACGUAAAUUUACGUAAUUUUAGCAGCAUAAAAUAUAUUACUAUUAAAUUAAGAUUAAGAUUAUAUUAUUUAAUAUAUUAAAUAAAUAUAUUAAAGAAAAUAGAUAUAAAAGUUGGAUGCCUUAUUACAUCUAUUAUUUGAUGUAUUAUUACAUUAUUAUUCAUCCAUCCAUCUUCUACCACUUAUCCAAGGUCGGGUCGCGGGGGCAUCUGCCUAAGCAGGGAAGCCCAGAUUUCCCUCUCCCCACCCACUUCGUCCAGCUCCUCCCUAACACUAAACCCUAAACCCUAAACCCUAAACCCUAAACCCUAACCCAGCUCCAUCCCGAGGAGUUCCCAGGCCAGUUGAGAGACAUAUUCUCUCCCAUGUGUCCCCAAGGCCUUCUACUGGGCGGAUGUGCCCUGAAGGCAUCCUGACCAGAAGCCACCUCAUCUGGCUCCCCUCAAUGACGGAUGACAGUGCUUCUCACCUUAUCUCAAGACCACAGGUGAGGGUAAGAACGGAGAUGGACCGCUGAAUUGAGAGCUUUGUCUUUCGGCUCAGCUCCCUCUUCACCACACCGGACCGAUGCAGAGUCGAUUAGGUGGUCCGGUACCUCGUAUCCCCCACAGAAUUCCCCGGGUAACACGGUCGAAUGCCGUCUCCAAGUCCACAAAACACACGUAGACUGGUUGGUCAAACGCCGAUGCAACCUCCAGAACCCUGCCAAGAGUGUAGAGCUGGUCCACAGUUCCAGGACUAGGACGAAAACCACACUGCUCCUACUGAAUCCAAAAUUUCAUUAUCUGACGGAUCCUCUCCAGAACCCCUGAAUAGACCUUACCAGGCUUCUCAGCCUUCCUGGUGACUUUCUACCACAGUGAAAUGUUAUUUUUAAAACAAACAAGGAAUGCUUUGGUUUGGAGCUUGUUUUUGUCCCAUGGGGAAGUGGAUCUUACCUUUAUGGGGUACGUACUAACUUAAGUGUCACUGAACAACUUUACGUCGACCCUAAAACCCAAAGCCUAACCCCUAACCCUAGCCCCUAAAACCUA
Dunckerocampus dactyliophorus (ringed pipefish) is the source of this 13541-nucleotide messenger RNA. RefSeq names its product protein FAM184A-like. NCBI's taxonomy places the organism in Eukaryota, Metazoa, Chordata, Actinopteri, Syngnathiformes, Syngnathidae. The record is from RefSeq and is a predicted model, not a curated record. Bases 451 to 3936 code for a protein of 1161 amino acids. The transcript is spliced from 23 exons.